Molecule: messenger RNA, 1998 nt
Organism: Tachysurus vachellii
Lineage: Eukaryota; Metazoa; Chordata; Actinopteri; Siluriformes; Bagridae
Gene: amz2
Product: archaemetzincin-2
Exons: 7
Coding region: 677-1726 (349 amino acids)
Biological process (GO): proteolysis
Molecular function (GO): metallopeptidase activity
Source: RefSeq, a predicted model, not a curated record
UACUGACGUCAAAGCCUACAGUCUUCUUUGACGUGGGUUUCCGGGGACUUUCGCAUUUAUGUCGAUUGGCAUCAAUUUUAUUGGCGAAUAAAAAAAAGGAUUUUCACAAAGCACUUUUAAGACCACUGGUGGAAAAACCCUGUAGAUUCUUUAUGGCUCCACAGUUUCUGUACACAGAGCUUUGAUUGCUCUGUUAUUGCUGUACAGUUUUACACUUUUCUGCUUCUGUUUACUUUCACCAAAUGAUACAGAUAACAGUUUUGACAUCAUUAAAGAUCAUUAUCAGGACUGUGAGUUUCCUUUGUCCAGUCCUGGGAAUCCACUGACCUGCACUUUUGCAAGGUUUUCUCACUUCUAACACACAUAACAUAACUCAUGACUAUGAUAAAUAUAUGAUGAGUUGUAUCUAGUGUCUUUGGGACAGCGGUGUCCAAUCUUAUACACAAAGGGCCGGUGUGGGUAAGCAUAAAGCAUAAAUUGCUUGGAAAGCAUAAAUUAGACAAGACUGGGGUUGAGAACCCAUGAAUUAGACCUCAGUUGAUCUGUGUAUGGAAUUGUUACUUCAUGAGUUUGUUUUAAACUUGUGUCUUGCUGCAUUUGCUGAAGAUUAAUCCAUCGAUCUUGAAGGUCUUCAGCUCAUUAGCACAACAAUAACUACUGAGACAACACAAUCAAGAUGCAGUGCCUUGAACAUCCUGUGGAGAAACUGCGCUCAGUUCUUCUCUCCACCCGUAAGGAUCUCAUAGAGGCCUUUGAGCACUACAGCAAAGAGGAAAAGCGGUUUCUUGAGAAGGGUCUCCUCCCAGACAGUCGUCUUUUCACUGCUAUCACCAUUCACUCUGAAUCUGACUGGAUUCCUGCACACCCUCAAGCUCCUCAGGACUUCCAGAGCUUCUACAGCAACCCAUACCGCAAAACACCUGACCCUGGCCACAAGACCAUUUACAUUCAAACUAUUGGAUCUUUUGGAGAUGAGGAUGGGGUCACUGAGCAGUAUGUGGAGUGGCUGAGGGAAUACUGCGAGGCAUUUUUCUACGGCCUGGCAGUCAAGCUCUUACCAGCAGUGACCAUUGCAGCCACCGGCUGUGCAUUUCGUGUCAACAGCAACACAAAUAACCUGCAGCUUCAUGCUGGUGACCUCUUGGUAUUUUUGAAAAAGAGGAAGCCAAAAGAUGCGUUUUGCAUUGUUGGGGUCACCGUGAUUGAUCUGUACCCAAAAGACUCCUGGAAUUUUGUCUUUGGUCAAGCAUCUCUCAGUGAAGGAAUGGGGGUUUUUAGCUUUGCAAGGUAUGAUGAUGACUUCUACCACAGAAGUUAUGCUGGUCGGCUGAAGAAGAAGGUAAAGCUGAAGCCAGGGGACUACAGAGUAUUUCAGGACUGCUACAUACCUCCCAUUCGCAGCACUCUGCUCUUCCGCUCGUGCAAGACCGUGACCCAUGAGAUUGGGCACAUAUUUGGUAUCGAGCACUGCCAGUGGCUCCAGUGUGUUAUGCAAGGCUCCAACCAUUUAGAGGAAUCAGAUCGUCGUCCCUUAGACCUUUGCCCCAUCUGCCUCAGGAAACUACAGUGUGCCAUCGGCUUUAAGAUUGCAGACAGGUACAAGGCUUUGCUACAAUGGAUAGAGAAUGGAAGUUCUGACCAUCAGACUGACAAGCCCACAGCAGCUUUCCAAGACUUCAGACAGUGGCUAUCUAUGUGUCUGAGCUUGUUGGAAGAUGAAAGCUAAACACAAAGCAAAAGUGAUAUUUAAUGUAUGACAGCGAUGUUUUGUUUAGAUCAAACAAGAUAGAUUUAGCUCUGUAGAAACUUUAGUGUAAAUAACAGAUGUUUUAUUACAAAAGACAAGAAUUUUCAAUGUACAACACUGCUUAGAUUUGUCUGAAAUAUAGUACUUUAAUUUAAAACAGAUUGCUAUUCAAGAUACAUACAAUCAUACUUUGUGAAUGUACACUAUAAGCACUUUCUUUCUAAACAUACAAAAUAAAGUCUAGUUUUAAA